Molecule: messenger RNA, 811 nt
Organism: Mercurialis annua (annual mercury)
Lineage: Eukaryota; Viridiplantae; Streptophyta; Magnoliopsida; Malpighiales; Euphorbiaceae
Exons: 2
Coding region: 59-667 (202 amino acids)
Source: RefSeq, a predicted model, not a curated record
CCAUACAAAAUCAAGAACCGUAUCCUUGCUCCACUCUCAUCCACUCACUCACUCACUAAUGUCUCUCUUCAUAGCCUCCGGCCACGGUGGCUGCAAUGGCGGAGCAAGAAUUCCCUCCACCAACCCAACAAAACAUCACAUGUACACCCACCACCCACAGAUAUUUUCCCCACGAACACCAAGAAGAGCUAUCCAUACAAUAGUGUCAGCUAAGAAAUUCUCAUCCUCUUCAAAAAGUGGCCGGUUUGACAGCAAGAACAAAAAGAGCAGCACCACCACCAAAGACCAGGAUGAAUACUAUAAAAUGGAAGAUGUUAAUGGUGAUUUGAUUAGUGACACUGGAAUUAGCAGUAGCAGUGUUGUUGUGGAAAAUGAAUAUUAUGAAAUCUUGUCUAGGCUUCCAAAAGAUGAGACUGAGUUUUGGGAGGGACCUAAGUGGGAUGCUUUUGGUUUCUUUCUUCAGUAUCUGUGGGCUUUUGGUAUUGGUUUUGCGUUAAUUGCUUGUGGAAUAGCAGUGUCAACAUACAACCAAGGAGCAACAGAUUUCAAAGAGACUCCUGCUUACAAAGAAUCAUCUCAAACUCGAGAGAUGUUAGAAGAACCCGAUGCUUCUAAUUCUGACGUUUUUGAAUCAAAUCCCACCGAGGUUGCUCCUAGUUUGGAUUAGUUUCCCUUUCAUAAUCGGCAUGUGAAAAGUUUUUCUUUUUGCCAUAUUUAUAGUGAAAAUCAAAGUGUUUAAGGUAAUACUUCUUUGCUGUAACCUUCUCAAGCAUACAGAAAAAUAUUUCAGUAUGAAAACUGUUACUAGCGA